ACAGUUAUUUCUCUAUGUCCUGUCUGACAGAGAGGCCCGUAUGAGACACACUAAGUGUGCGCAUAUUGGUUGAUUUUUUCUGAUCUUCUCCCCUCAGUAUGCUGGGGCUGCUGCUAAUUGCCUGUGUGCUGCUGCAUGCUGCAAAAUCCAGACAGCCAGAUGAACCAGGACGGCGUGUAGCACAGUCAGUAAGGAACUGGGCUAAUAUCCGAAAGGUCGUAGUUUCAAUUCCCGGAAUGUAUCUUGUGACAGUGACCUCCCAAACAACAGGGGGGAGCACAGAGACAAUCUGUGCCCACAUUGUCCUCCGGAAGGGACCACUCUCUUUUAUGCUUACCCUGGAAAUAGGUGCCAGUAGCACCACUCUCUUGGAGGAAUUAGUCACGGCAGAGUUCCAUCGCUGUGUGAAGUUCCAGGUUCCUCCUGUUAACACUGAAACCGUGGCAACCAUUCAAGCCUCUAUCAAGGGGGAAGAAACAUCUCUGUGCAAAAAGACCAAAAUCCUGAUCAAACCAAGCUCCUCCCUCACCAUCAUACAGACAGACAAGCCCAUCUACAAACCAGGGCAAACCGUCAAGUUCCGUAUUGUCUCUCUGGAUUCCAGCUUCUUGCUUCAUGAGGAAAUGUACCAGACUGUUGAGUUGCAGGACCCUAAUUCAAAUCGCAUUGCCCAGUGGUUGAACCAGUCAAUCACCACUGGAAUUCUGGACCUGUCCCACCCCACAACACUUGAGGCCAAGCAAGGCAUCUACACCAUCUCAGCCUGGACAAAGAGGGGCAUUAAGACCACCCAGACAUUUGAAAUCAUUGAAUAUGUUCUGCCAAAGUUUGAGGUUACAGUCCACCUCCCUCUUGUCAUAUUUGACAGAAAAACACCAGUAAAUAUUUGUGGGAAGUACACCUAUGGGAAGCCUGUCCUGGGUUCAGUGAAGGCAAAGGUGUGCCGCAAGAUUCUGACUCGCUGGUCGCAUUAUGACCGUGCUGUUUGCAUGGAAUACACUAUGAGGACUGACAAGACUGGAUGUGCAACAAACAUCAUCAAUGCAACAAGCAUUUUAUCUGCCGAUAGAAUUUAUCAAAGCCUUACUGUGGAGUGUGAAAUGGAGGAAGAUGGAACAGGUGUUGUUUUGAAAGGCUCUGGCAGUACAAAGUUCAUCCCAGAUGAAAUUGAAAUAGAUUUUCAAGACACUCCUUCAACUUUCAAGCCUGGAAUAAACUAUGACGGAAAGAUCAUUGUGAAAGGUGCCCCCUCCUCUAUUGCCAACAAGACCAUCCUCCUCCAUGGACCCGGGGCUGCUAAUUGGACAUUGACUUCUGACGAUGAGGGUGUGGCCCACUUUUCACUAGAUACCAGCUCUUGGUUGGAUACAAGUGUCCGCCUACAUGCCCAUUGUAAAGAGGGUGGACGCAGUAUGUGCUCUGCAAGCCAUUUUGUCUUUUUAUUUUUUUCAAAAAGCAUGAGCUUUCUGAGCAUCCAGCAUGCAAAAGAACCGCUUCCUUGUGAUCAGGACGGCCAGGUCCUGGCACGCUACAUCAUCCGAGGGGAGGAGCUUAAGGAGAAGAAGAAUCUAGACUUUUUCUACUUGGUGUUGUCCAAAGGGAGCAUUGUGCAGCACGGGCAUUCAAAAGUGACGCUGAAUGCAGAAGAAGUUAAGAGAGGGGAGUUGUCUUUCUCCCUGCAGCAGACUGAAGAUCUGGCCCCUUAUGCCCAGGUGGUGGUGUACACAGUGCUGCCUAAUGGAGAGGUUGUGGCUGACAAUUUCAACUUUCCCAUCCAGUUGUGCUUCAAGAACAAGGUGUCCCUCCAGUUCUCCUCCUCCCAGGAGCUCCCUGGGGAAAAGGCGUUCCUGCAGGUACAGGCCAAGCCAGGGUCACUGUGCUCCCUGAGGGCCAUCGACCAGAGCGUCCUCCUGAUGAGACCAGACAAGGAGCUGAGUGCACAGAAGGUCUAUGAGAAGUUGCCUGUCCAAAAGUUGUUUGAAUAUCAACAUAUUAUCCAGGACAGUGAUCCCGCUCCAUGCCUUCCCCCUCGCCCAUCAGAAGCAGUUUGGUACCGUCUACUCCCAAAUCCAUUUUAUGCUCAGGGCCAAUAUGAUGAGGUCUACGACAUCUUUAGGGAAGUUGGUGUUAAGGCCCUGACAAACUCUGUUCCAUGCUUUCCCAUGGGGGAUGGCCGUUGGAAAAUAAUUGGUAUGCCAGGUAUAGGUCUGGUGACCUUUCCCUUGCUUUUUCUGCUGAAGUACUGUACAACUGUAGUGACAGUUCCAGCUGUGGGCAAUACAACACCAGAGACCAUUCGCACGUUCUUCCCCGAGACCUGGAUCUGGGAGCUGGUACCGGUGGGAGAUUCAGGCAGAGUAACAGUGGAGCAGACCGUCCCAGACACUAUUACCAAAUGGGGAGCAAGCGGGUUCUGCACCUCUCCAGCAGGAUUCGGCCUGGCCACCAGCACAAGCCUCACGGCCUUCCAGCCCUUCUUUGUGAGCCUGACACUACCGUACUCCGUCAUCCGUGAAGAGGUGUUCCCACUGAAGGCCACGGUCUUCAACUACCUCUCCAAGUGCAUCAUGGUGCAUGUCAGCCUGAGAGAGUCGGCACAGUUCACAGGCCAGCCGUGCGACGGCUGCCAGUACAGGCGAUGUCUCUGUGGCGAGGAGAGUGAGACCUUCACCUGGGUCGUCACGGCAACCACUUUGGGUCGAGUGAACAUUACAGUGAGUGCAGAAGCCCUGAGCACUGAGGAGCUGUGUGGCAAUGAGGUGGUCACCGUGCCUGAGAGGGGACAAAUCGACACCGUUGUCCGUACACUGCUUGUGGAGCCUGAGGGCACAGAACAGACCAUCAGUCACAACGCACUGCUGUGUCCUCAAGACGGACCUGUGGAGAAGGCCGUUUCCCUGGAGCUGCCAGAGGUUUUUGUGGAUGGUUCUGCCAAGGCUUCUGUCUCAGUCCUGGGUGACUUGAUGGGGCGUGCCUUAGAGAAUCUGGACAGACUGCUGGCUAUGCCAUUUGGCUGUGGAGAGCAGAACAUGGUGCUUUUUGCCCCCAACAUCUAUAUCCUCAGGUACCUGGAGAUCACAGAGCAGCUGACACCAGAGAUCAAGAGCAAAGCCAUUACCUUCCUGGAGAGUGGAUAUCAGCGAGAGCUGAACUACAAGCACAAUGACGGCUCCUAUAGCGCCUUUGGACAGAGGGACUCUUCAGGGAACACCUGGCUCACUGCUUUUGUGAUGAAGUCUUUUGGAGGUGCAACUCGAUACAUCUUUAUUGACCCAAAAUACAUCACCAGUGCCAAAGUAUGGCUCAACCAUCAGCAACAAGAAGAUGGCUGCAUAAAGUCUGUGGGGAAACUUUUUGACAAUGGAAUGAAGGGUGGAGUCAGUGAUGAGGUGAUGUUGACAGCCUAUGUUACAGCUGCUCUCCUUGAGCUGGGCACUAACAGCACUGAUCCCAUGGUGAACAGGAGUCUGGCAUGUCUGAGACAGGCCUCAGAUCAGAUCAGCAGCACCUACGCCACUGCCCUGCUCUCCUACACCUUCACCCUGGCUGGAGACAGUGUUAUGAGGGCUCGUCUCAUUGACCGUCUGGACAAAGUGGCCAUAAUCACAGAACAAGGCCGUCACUGGGAGAAAGCUGGGGCUUCUGGAAAAGACUCUCUAGCAGUGGAGAUGACCUCCUACAUGCUCCUAGCCCUCCUCUCUGGGCCUCCCCUUUCUGACUUUGACUUGGGCUACGCCACCUCCAUUGUUCACUGGCUGACACACCAGCAGAACCCCCACGGCGGGUUCUCCUCCACACAGGACACAGUGGUGGCUCUGCAGGCUCUGACGCUGUACGCUACUGCCACCUUCAGUAAGGGAGGUGCCAGCACAGUGACGGUGACCUCUACUGGUGGAUAUAAAAGUCAGUUCCAUGUGGAUGAGCACAACAGACUGCUGUACCAGGAGGAGCAGCUGCAGGAGGUGCCUGGAGUCUACAACAUUAAGGCCAACGGCGAGACUUGUGCAUUUGUGCAGAUUACUCUGCAGUACAACAUCCCCCCUCCCCCAGACUUCUCCUCUUUCACCAUCAGUGCCAAUGCGACAGGGGUCUGCAGCAGUGCAAACAAGACAUCCCUGACAGUUUUUGUGCAUGUUAGGUACAAUGGUGGGCGAGAGGAAACCAACAUGGUGAUCAUCAGUAUCCGUCUCCUGUCAGGAUUCCUCCUGGAUAAAAGCUCACUCAUACAGCUGAAAGCUGAUCCCAGUGUGAAGCGUGUUGAAAAGGAAGAAGGUCAUGUGAUCAUCUAUCUGGAUGAGCUGAAGAAAAUGGCGCCCAUGUCAUACUUUCUGGUCAUUGUGGAGGACAUACCAGUGAGGAACCUGAAGCCUGCAGUGGUCAAGGUUUAUGACUACUAUGAUAAAAGUGAUGAAGCGGUGAGUGAGUACAGCUCCCCCUGUGCACAGAGUGAUGACUUAAACCAGCUGUGAAAGGUGGAGAUUGGACCAGCCACAUCACUCACAUUACGCAUCUCUUCAAAUUCCUCUUAUAUUUAAUUCUCAUCAUUUUAAUUAAGUGGUAAUGGAAUAUUACAUUUAGAAUGAACCUUUGAGGAAAUCAUCUGUUGUGUCAACAACUCAUCACAAUUUGCUUGGCUUCCAAACAUUUGGGACAUUAUCCAUUAAUAAAAUAGAAAUGACAUUUUAA
This is a messenger RNA of Anguilla rostrata (American eel), 4686 nucleotides long. Its product is annotated as alpha-2-macroglobulin-like. NCBI's taxonomy places the organism in Eukaryota, Metazoa, Chordata, Actinopteri, Anguilliformes, Anguillidae. Gene Ontology annotation, molecular function: endopeptidase inhibitor activity. Bases 99 to 4469 code for a protein of 1456 amino acids. The transcript is spliced from 37 exons. The record is from RefSeq and is a predicted model, not a curated record. Gene Ontology annotation, cellular component: extracellular region.